Messenger RNA from Fusarium graminearum PH-1, 2490 nucleotides. RefSeq lists its product as uncharacterized. Gene Ontology annotation, molecular function: ferric-chelate reductase activity. The record is from RefSeq and is a predicted model, not a curated record. Gene Ontology annotation, cellular component: plasma membrane. The transcript has 3 exons. NCBI's taxonomy places the organism in Eukaryota, Fungi, Ascomycota, Sordariomycetes, Hypocreales, Nectriaceae. Gene Ontology annotation, biological process: intracellular iron ion homeostasis; copper ion import; iron ion transport. The coding region runs from base 1 to 2490 and encodes 829 amino acids.
AUGACAAUGCCGUACAUGAAUUCGAUGGCAGAAUGGCCUCGGGCCUUUACCUUAUUGGUGGAGUCGACCAAGGUUAUUCUUGUGAGCGCACUCGCCUACAACGGACGUACAUAUAUUCUGUUGGGAAGAGGCAAUGUCCAUGGCCCUCCAUUGAAUUACCGAUUCACCACAGCCACGCCUCAUCCAAAGUCAAUGGCUUUAUCAACACUUAUUCUGGCGCUAUGCGUCAUUGGGGUACAAGCCGAUGGGAUAGGUCUCAUCGGCUGGGGAAAAACAAUGUAUAAUCCCACCUGCUCCUUCGCCUGUCGCCAAGUCAUUCGAAAACAGCCUCUUUCUUGCACCCCUACCGAGUCGACAGAAAAUCAUGGAACAGCGCAUAAUCCGGUCACGACACCUCCUGAUUGCUUUGUGCAAGAUUCUACCUUUCUAAAGACCAUGGCUCUCUGCAUUGACACAUAUUGCCCCCUUGCAGGAAAUCCUUCAAUAACCUUAAUCCAAGACUACUGGGCAUCGCAUCUUGGAACAGGAACUAUUGGGGAUUAUCAAUAUGUUCCUGCUAUGUCGUAUGAGGAUGCGUUGGCUAAAGCUAAAGAUGAAGAAUCCAAGGCCUCCCACAACACCACCUCCAGUUCUAGUCACAAUACCAGUGGCCACCACAUGAAGAGGAAUCCAUUGCUGCGACGUCACGGUGGUCAUGACACUUCUUCACCUGAAGGCCUUAGCACGUUCAACGUCUCCAGCUCUCUGCCUAUCACGGCUGGUGGAAGCAAUCCCCUCAAUGAGACCAGCUUCGUUGGACCGAGCGACUGGCAGCUCCAGUACAACUACCUCUAUGACUUCGAGACCAACGAGGCAGGCCACACAACAAUGACCCUCAUCAUUAUAUUUGUGGGCGUAUUUCUACCUACCGUCCUUUCGCUUCUCAGGUUCAUCCCUGGUCUGACCCAGAGUCGAGGAUGGACUUACUGGCAGUCAUUUCUGGUCUAUCCAGCAGCGUUUGGUCGACAACACCGCAAGCCCAAUAUUGCUGGCAAUGUUCCCAACCGGGGGCAAGCACUCUAUAUUCUCCUCAUCAGCAUUCUCAACAUCAUCCUCUGGCUCGGACCAUAUACUAUCCAUCAACCACAAGCCAGCUUUUCAUCACUCAAGAUGCAAACAAUUAGUAUUGUCGGCAACCGUGCUGGCGACAUGGCCAUGGGCAAUGUUGUGGUUUUGUUUCUCUUUUCAACACGGAACAACAUUCUUCUUUAUAUUACGGACUGGAGUCAUAGUACCUAUCUUCUGCUACACAGAUGGCUUGGAUACUGGGCCAUUUUCCACACAAUCGUACACUCAGCUAUGCUUCUGGCAAAUUAUGUCAUCCAAGGAACGUACGAAGAAGAGCUGGUGCGUGAGUACUGGAUAUGGGGUAUUGUAGGGACUGUAGCAGUCUGUGCGAUCCUCCCCUGCUCUCUCCUGCCAGUCAGACAAAAGGUAUACGAGUUCUUCCUGGGCUCGCAUAUUGUACUCGCUCUCAUCUUCAUUAUUGGAUACUACUAUCACAUUUGGUACCUUUAUAAGUACAACUGGGGUUACGAGAUUUUUGCAUUCGUGGCUGGAGGCAUUUGGGGCCUGGAGCAUGUUAUCCGUCUUGCUAGCAUGGCCUGGCAAGGUAGUCGAACGGCAACCAUCUCGGCUAUUGCAGAUGUCGAUGGAGAGUAUAUUCGCAUUGAAAUCGAUGGGAAGCCUCUCAAGGACGGUGUUGCGUAUCUCGCGUUUCCGACGAUUUCAUGGCGCUUCUGGGAAACUCACCCCUUUUCUGUCGCAUGUUCUGGCGCUUUGGCUAGUGAGGGUAGCUCAAAACCCUCGGCAAACGGCCACGAGGGAAAGGGUUUGGUGGUAUCGCAAAAUUCCAAGAUAGACGCUGAGAAGGCUGUUGGCGUCGAUGAGAGAACUACAGUUAUUAGCGCAACCGAGGGAAGUUCAACAGUCUUUUAUGCUCGCGUCCGUACAGGCAUAACUAAGAACCUUGCAUCGCGAGUGUCUGGACCGCAAUCUCAAACAAUUCAACUUCGCGUGGUAGUUGAAGGACCCUAUCAUCAUUCUGGCCAUAUUUCACCACAACUGUCGCAGUGCAAGGAUAUCUUGUGUAUCGCAGGAGGCGUAGGCAUCACAGCUUGUCUCCCAUAUGUCCGACAAGGUGCUUCAGGCGACACAAAACUCUUCUGGUCGAGUCGGAAGAAGGGUCUCAUUACGGCUUUGGCGCCGGUACUUGCUGAUCUGCCGAGGAGUGUACAAGUCGAAACGGCUGUAGGGGAGCGUUUGGACCUCAUGGGCAUCUUGACGCGAGAGUUAAUAGGGUCGAAUUCGAGCGAGGAUGGUGCCCUGGCAAUUGUUGUGUGCGGACCUCCUGGUAUGUCGGAUGAAGUUCGUAACGAUAUUGUUGAGAUUGUGAGGAGUAACCCACUAUGUCGCGCCUAUGUUCUCUUGGAUGAAGCCUUUUCGUGGUAG